Molecule: messenger RNA, 11402 nt
Organism: Chelonia mydas (Green sea turtle)
Lineage: Eukaryota; Metazoa; Chordata; Testudines; Cheloniidae
Gene: ROCK1
Product: Rho associated coiled-coil containing protein kinase 1
Exons: 35
Coding region: 5617-9897 (1426 amino acids)
Biological process (GO): cortical actin cytoskeleton organization; Rho protein signal transduction; actomyosin structure organization
Cellular component (GO): cytoplasmic stress granule; cytoplasm; cytoskeleton
Molecular function (GO): small GTPase binding; ATP binding; Rho-dependent protein serine/threonine kinase activity
Source: RefSeq, a predicted model, not a curated record
AGACAGGUUUAUUGCAUUAGUGAUAGAAGUGAUAAACUGUACAUCACAAACUGUGAAAGAAUCAGAAAUUAUAGCAAGGGCAGUGGAAAAAUACUUGAACAUUAGCAGCUUGUCAAUGAACUGAAUUCAUGCAAUUUUGAAUAAAGUUAAGGGGGAAAUAUAAUGAGCAUGGGGAUCUCAGUCUUUUGUUGGAAUGAGCACAGUCCGAUAGCACAUGGUCAAGAACGAAAAGAAAAUAUCCUCGAAAUAGUGAGAAUUUGGGAUGUGCAGGGCUGUGGCGGCCAGAGAAAGAGACGAUUUUCCCCAGCUCCAGGGCUGUGGCUUCCGGGGAGAGACAGCCCUCCUUCUCAGCCUCAGCUCUGUGGCUGUUGUGGCAGGGGAGAGACCCACCUCCUUCCCAGCCCCAGCUCAGGGGCUGCCGCGGUGUGGGAGAGAGGGCACAUCCAUCGCAUUAGAAAGGUAAGACUACUGAUAUUAAAAUAUGAGUUGUGGGCUUUUAUCUGUAGAACAAAAAAAUGUUUAUUAUUAUGGGUUUUUUUUAUAUAUAGCACUUUUAUCCAAAGCGCUUUACAAUAGUUAGCUAACAGUACAAACAACAUAUGGAAAGAUCAUUAAGUGGUCUGCCGAGACCGUCAGCAAUUUUCAAGUGGUCUGCAAAAAGAAAAGUUUGAGAACCACUGGUUUAGAGUACUAACUGCUCACUGUGGUUUAAACAAAUCUUUUUCCAAUAAAAAGACACAAAGAUGGACUAUGUGCCCUCUGUAAGAUGGAAAAAAAACAAUUGAUCACCUUUUAUGGAUAUGUAAGGGCUUUGACAAAGAGAAGACAAAGCUUUUUGAGGAAUUAAAAUAUCUUAAGGUAAAAAAAAAACAUUAUGUGAUUUAGUAACAACAUUGGUGAACUGGAUUAUUAUUAAAAAGAUGCUGUUACAUUACCUGAAAGACAUAGGGCAGAGUGAGAGGAUAUAAACUGUUAAGUAGUGAGGAAUUAUAGUUGGAAUAGACUACUCAGUCAAGUCUACUUCACCACAGAAAAGAAAGAUGUGGCAGAGGAGUCCCUGACUGGGAGAAGAGUCUGGGCCUAGAAAUCAGAAGGUUGAACUCCAGCUAGGAAAGGCUGGAAGUGACAGCUUCAUGAAAAGUAGACUGGGACAGAAGAGCUCUGGGUGUGGUAGGAGAUGCCAGAGCUGAGUAUGAACUUUUGUGUUGUAAUGUUGGACUUUAUUUUGGGACUCUGGGGAUAAUUUUGAACUGUUUCUGUUAUUAAACCAGCCCCAGGCAAGCGUGAUAUUAGCCAUGAGAGAGAGCAUGAAGUUCUUAAGGGGCCCUGAAAACAGAAAACAAGAGGCAGGAUGCUGUAGCGCCACCUGUGGCCAUGGAUGGGGUGCUCAGGAUAUGCCUGACCCUCUUGCAGACUUGAUGUAAUAGCUAAGGUUCCAAUGCAAACAUGCAUGCACUUAAUUCUAUACGUGCAAGUAGGUCCAGUGCAAGUAGGUCCAGUGAAGUUACACGUGUACGUAUAAAUGUUUCUCUGCAGGGUGAGACCUAAUACACUAUUAAGGUUACUAAUGAGUCUCCUGCAUGCUAUACCUCAUAGCUCUAUGCCAGUUUUUCAAAGUUCGGGUGGGUCGUGGCAUGUAAAGCACUGGGUCGCCUUGCUCAGCACCCAGGGACCCUAGUGGCUCUGGUCAGCACUGCCGACUGGGACGUUAAAAGUGCCUACCUGUUCCGACACCCGCUGUGCCCCGGAAGCGGCCAGCAGUGGGUCCGGCUUCUAGGCAGGGGGGCCGCGGGACUCCAUGUGCUGCCCUCGCCCCAAGCAGAAGCUCCACACCCCCAUUGACCAGUUCCCAGACAAUGGGAGCUUUGGAGGGUGGUGCCUGCGGGCAAGAGCUGCACGGAGCCACUUGCAUGCCUCUGCCUAGGAACCGGACUUGCUGCUGGCCGCUUCUGAGGCGCAGCGCAGUCCAUGGUGCCAGGACAGGCAGGAAGCCUGCCUCUGCACCUCGGCUGCACUGCUGACUGGCAGCUACUGGAGGUAAGUGCAUGCCCCAACUCUGCGCCCCAAUCCCCUGCCCCAGCCCUGAGCCCCCCCAAAUCCAGAACUUCCUGCAUCUCAAACCCUCAUCCCUGGCCCCACCCCAGAGCCUGCACCCCCAGCCCAGAUCCCUGACCUCCUCCCACCCCCUGCCUCUGAGCCCCCCACAAACCUGGAGCCUCUCCUGCACCCCUCAUCCCUGGCCCCACCCCAGAGCCUGCACCCCCAGCCCAGAGCCCUGACUUCCUCCUGCACACAACCCCUUGCCCCAGCCCACAGCCCUCACCCACACUCUGAACCCCUCAUUCCUGGCCCCACCCUGCAGCCCUCACCCCUGCACCCCAACCCUCUGCCCCAGUCCUGAGCCCCUCCCACACCACAAACCCCUCAUCCCCAUCUCUGUUGGGUCACAGGGAUCAAAAAUUUUCUUCAAUUGGGUCCCCAGAAAAAAAGUUUGAAAACCACUGCUCUAUGCCAUGAGCAUCUGCUUUUCAACUUACAAUUUCUCUUCUUUCUGAGGUCUUUGUAGCUGAAUCUGUCCCUUUCAUAUUUUUUUAAAAUGUACACUUUAACUGCCAUUUUCUUUAACUAUUAUGGCUAUAAAGGUAAUUUUAGCUGUAUUUGUAACAGAUUACUUGCUGCGUUGCAUACAAAACCCUUGCACAAAUAUGCACAUAGAGUACACUCUCUGGUACAUGAUAUGUUCUCUCUGGACUGUGGUUGUUCAAACAGAAUACUGCUAUUUCAAAGAACAACCAACCCUGCACUCAAGGUUUUGUGGUAACAGCCAGCAGGAAAUGAGUUAAAUCAAAUGUCAAUGCAAGUAUUCAGCAGUAAGUGUACUUCAACAAUAACCUUAUAUACUUUAUUCAUAUCAUUGGAGGUACACAGUUAUGGCUAAGAAAAAAAAACAAAUAUAAUGCAUUGGUUCUACACUUGAUAGAGAAUAUCACAUCAUUAAACUUUUCCUUAUCUAAUGACUAGUAGUCUUCAUAAAACAAGUUUUAUAUAAAACAGUUUUUAUAACUGCAACAGGAGUCAAGGAGUCAACCGAAUCUGCACAUGGACAUCUCCAUUAAGAUAUGCAAUGAUUAGGGUCCUACCAAAUUCAUGGUCCAUUUUGGUCAAUUUCAUGGUCAUAGGAUUUUAAAAAUGGUAAAUUUCAUGAUUGCAGCUAUUUAAAUCUGAAAUUUCAAGGAAUUGUAGGGGUCCUGACCAAUGUUCCUUCUAAUUUUUCCCAUCCAUGUGUGGAAUAAAUUUUGUUAUGUGCAUCAAUAUGGAAGUGAUGUGUGGUGGGGGUAGGACUGAGGGGUUCGAAAUGCGGGAGCAAGCUCAAGGCUGGGGCAGAGGGUUCGGGUGUGGGGGGUGAGGGGGUUGGGACACAGGCUGCCUGGGGGUGUGGUGGGGAGAGAGGACUUGCCCCAGCCCUCUCUCCCCGCUGCAGCUCCGGGGCUGGGGAAGAAGUGUCUGGUCCCACCACAGCCCCGUGGCUGUGUUUGUGGGAGAGGUGUCUGGCCCUGCUGGGGCUGGGGGGAGAGGCGUCUGACCCUGCCGCAGCCCUGGGGCAUGGGGAGGAGAGGCAUCUGGCCCCGCCGGGGCUGGGGAGUGGGACGGAGAGGCGUCUGGCCCCGCCGGGGUUGGGGAGCAGGAGGGAGAGGCAUCUGCCCCGCCGCAGUCCCGGGGCUGGAGAGGGGGAGAGGCGUCUGGCCCCGCCGCAGCCCUGGGGCUGGAGGAGUUGCCACAGCCCUGCAUGCCCCAAGCUUCUCCAUCACCACCCCCCACCUCAUCACAUGCCCCUGAGUGCAGCAGUGUGCACGCCUGCAUGGCCCUUGGUGGCCUCCUGCAUGGCCGCGGAUAUGCAUACCUUAGAGGCAAUGUAUGUCCUGCCAUAGGCGCCAGGCUCCGUGGGUGAAAUUUGUAUCAUAUAGGGUAAAAGCACACAAAAGACCAGAUUUCACAGCGGGAGACCGGAUUUCACGGUCCAUGGCAUGUUUUUCACAGCUGUGAAUUUGGUAGGGCCCCAGUAAUGAGGCUAUACCACUUGAUUAAUAAUUAAAAGGGAUGUUCCUUAUUAAUGUUACAAAUUAAUAUUUGUCCAUAGAUAUUCCACUUUGUCAAAAUGAAGUAGCAACACAAGAAAUACUGUACAGGUGAGGUGUCUUUCUAAACUUCCUGAUGUAUUAUUUUUACUUUCUCAGUCUGUUCUACAUGUGGCUCUUGGCUGAUUGUAAACUGCAGACUAGUAUGGAAUGUGUCCAGGGAAGCAGACUUUGCGCUAGAGACACUCCUUCCCGGCCAAAUGUCCACUCCCAGUCUACAGUGCCCUGGACAUUUUGCUUUUCUGGGGCAAGACAUGUCACAAGUCUCCUACUCUCUGCAGCAUCUCACCUCCUGCCACCUCAACGUUCCGUUAGCGGUGAUUGGCCCACGAGAGAUCGCUCGCGUACCCUCCAGCGGCGAAAGCGAUCGGAGGCGCGUGUGCAUCCGGGUAGGGGGCGCGCUUCCACCCGUCAGUUCAUUUAUGCGCGGGCAGGAGAUUCGCUUGCGCGUGCUCGCCGGCCGUUCAGUGGUGGGCUUGGGGAUAGCGAGCUUCCUCCCCGCCCCGCUCGCUCGCGCGCUCUUCCGCAGCGCAUGCGCGUUUGGUUCCGGCCCUUUCGGUCUGUUUAAACAGGAAGGCGGACAUAUUUGUGCGAGUGUCUUCCUCGCUCCCGGAGGCAGCCGCGGCCGGACCUUGCUCCACUUCCUUUUUGCCCUUUCCUUUCCACAGCCUCGCUUGGUCCCUUCCACGGGAGCAGCGGCUUCCUCCGACUGGUCUGUGGGGGAGGGAGAUGGGCGAGGAGCCGGGGCUGGAAGUUGCGGCGAGUUGAAGCGCAGCUCCCGGCCGGGGGCUGGAGUAGGGCGGCGAGUCCCUGCGGGGCCGGUGAGGAGGGGCGCGGGGCAGCCGAGGAGGAGCCGCCGCCGCCGCCGCCGGGGGCAGGCAGCGAGGGAGGAAGAUGCUGCCGUCGCUCCGCUGAAGCCGCUCGUGCCCGAGGGGUGUCGCCGCGCUCGAGGGGGGGCCUCUCCCCCGGAAGUGGGGGCCAGGGCGGCCUGCGCAGCUGGCACCCCGCUGCCCGGAGCAGCUUGGGCACAGGGCGGGGGCAGCGCCGGUCCCCGCACCCCGCCCCGGGGCUCCAUGGAGGGAGUAGCUCCGAGGCGCUGAGGAGUUUCCUGUUUUCAUGGUGGUUUUUGCUUCAAAAGAAAUUGCUCUUCGGGAGCUGGCGCCGAGCAGCAGCAAGAGGAGGAACCGCUCCGCUGGCUCCGAGGGCGGCCGCCUGGCUGGGGGAAUGCGGCUGGCGAGACCGCGGUGGAGCGAGGGAACCUGCGGGGUUGCGAUCGCAGCCUAGAAACGCUUGCUUGUGUGGAUAGAGGGGGGCAGCUCUUCCUACCCCACCCUCGGCUCUAAAUCUUUUGGGGAGCGCGUGAGACUUUCCUUCCCCCUCGCCCCUGACUUCUCUGAUCCGGAGGCUACCUAGGAAGCAUCCUGGCCUGGUAGCUUACCCUGCUUUGCUCUGGAAUAAGGAAAACUCUAUUCUCGAAAACAUGUCGACAGGCGAAAACUUUGAGGCUCGGUUUGAAAAAAUCGAUGUGAUGUUAAAGGACCCCAAAUCUGAAGUGAACUGUGACUGCUUACUGGAUGGAUUAGAUGCUUUGGUGUAUGAUUUGGAUUUUCCUGCCUUAAGAAAAAACAAAAAUAUAGACAACUUUUUAAACAGAUAUAAAGACACAACUAAUAAAAUCAGAGAUUUGCGCAUGAAGGCUGAAGAUUAUGAAGUAGUGAAGGUGAUUGGCAGAGGUGCAUUUGGGGAAGUUCAGCUGGUAAGGCAUAAAUCUUCAAGGAAGGUGUACGCUAUGAAACUGCUGAGCAAGUUUGAGAUGAUAAAAAGAUCAGAUUCUGCAUUCUUUUGGGAAGAAAGGGACAUUAUGGCUUUUGCUAAUAGCCCCUGGGUUGUUCAGUUAUUUUAUGCAUUCCAAGAUGACCGUUACCUUUACAUGGUGAUGGAAUAUAUGCCUGGUGGGGACCUUGUGAAUUUAAUGAGCAACUAUGAUGUUCCUGAGAAAUGGGCAAGAUUUUAUACUGCAGAAGUUGUUCUUGCGUUGGAUGCAAUUCACUCAAUGGGCUUUAUUCACAGAGAUGUGAAGCCUGAUAAUAUGCUGCUGGAUAAAGCUGGUCAUUUAAAACUAGCAGAUUUUGGUACUUGUAUGAAGAUGAAUAAGGAAGGUAUGGUACGAUGUGAUACAGCUGUUGGAACACCGGAUUAUAUUUCUCCUGAAGUAUUAAAAUCCCAGGGGGGUGAUGGUUACUAUGGACGAGAAUGUGACUGGUGGUCAGUUGGGGUCUUUUUGUAUGAAAUGCUUGUUGGUGAUACACCUUUUUAUGCGGAUUCCUUGGUUGGAACAUAUAGUAAGAUUAUGAACCAUAAGAACUCUCUUACCUUCCCUGAUGAUAAUGAUAUCUCUAAAGAUGCAAAAAACCUUAUAUGUGCCUUCUUAACUGACAGGGAAGUGAGGUUAGGACGAAAUGGUGUAGAAGAAAUCAAACGACACCUCUUCUUCAAAAAUGAUCAGUGGGCUUGGGAAACUCUUAGAGACACUGUAGCACCAGUUGUUCCUGAUUUAAGUAGUGAUAUUGACACUAGUAACUUUGAUGAUUUGGAAGAAGACAAGGGAGAGGAAGAAACAUUCCCUAUACCUAAAGCAUUUGUUGGCAACCAGCUACCUUUUGUAGGAUUUACAUACUACAGCAACCAUCAGUAUUUAUCUGCCUCUACAGAAAAUUCAAAUGACAACAGAACAAGUUCAAGUACAGAUAAAAGUCUGCUGGAAAAUAUGCAGAAAACUAUCUAUCAGUUGGAAGAGCAACUUCAAAAUGAAAUGCAAUUGAAGGAUGAAAUGGAGCAAAAGUGCAGGACUGCAAACAUAAAACUAGACAAGCUAAUGAAGGAACUGGAUGAAGAGGGAAAUCAAAGAAAAAAUUUAGAAUCAACAGUAUCUCAGUCUGAGAAGGACAAGAUGGUGCUGCAACAUAAAAUAAAUGAAUACCAUAGAAAAGUUGAACAGGAGAAUGAAAAAAGACGGAAUGUAGAAAAUGAAGUGUCCACAUUAAAAGAUCAGUUAGAAGACUUGAAAAAAAUUAGCCAGCAUUCACAAACGACAAAUGAGAAGAUGACACAGUUACAAAAGCAACUAGAAGAAGCCAAUGAUUUGCUAAGGACAGAAUCAGAUACAGCAGCAAGAUUGAGAAAGAGUCAUACAGAAACGAGCAAGACUAUAAGCCAGUUAGAAUCACUAAACAGAGAACUUCAGGAAAGAUGCAGAGUUCUAGAGAGCACAAAAUUGGAAGUGGAAAAGGACUGUUAUCAAUUGCACGCAGCAUUGGAAGCAGAACGAAGGGACAGAAGUCAUGGAUCUGAAAUGAUUGGAGAUUUACAAGCUCGGAUUACAUCUUUACAAGAAGAAGUAAAAAAUCUUAAAAAUAAUCUCGAAAGAGUGGAAACGGAAAGAAAACAAGCACAAGACUCACUUAAUCAUUGUGAAAAGGAAAAGAAUAACUUAGAAAUAGAUUUAAACUAUAAACUCAAAAUAUUACAACAGCGGCUGGAACAGGAGGUAAAUGAGCAUAAAGUGACUAAAGCUCGGUUAACUGACAAACAUCAAUCAAUUGAAGAGGCAAAAUCAGUUGCAAUGUGUGAAAUGGAAAAAAAAGUAAAGGAGGAGAGGGCAGCAAGAGACAGGGCAGAAAAUCAAAUAGUUCAGAUUGAAAAACAAUGUUCCACGCUGGACUUUGACCUGAAGCAGUCUCAGCAGAAGCUUGAGCACCUCACUGAGCAAAAGGAGAGGCUUGAGGAUGAAGUUAAGAAUCUAACACUUCAGCUGGAACAAGAGACAAAUAAGCGACUAAUGACACAGAAUGAACUGAAAACACAAGCUUUUGAGGCAGACAACUUGAAGGGUUCUGAGAAGCAGCUGAAACAGGAGAUCAAUACGUUGUUGGAAGCGAAGAGAUUAUUGGAAUUUGAGUUUGCUCAACUCACUAACUUGACAGGAGCCUGCAUUACUUUUCCAACAAGAAUAUCCUUCCUUUAUUGGACCUGUGCCACAAUAGUCUGCAGGUCGAAGACCGAAACCAAGCAUUUUCGGAGCACUGCUUCCCAUCCAAAUUAUCUGUGGCGGCUACCAUUAUGGCAAUACAGAGGAAAUGAAGGUCAGAUGCGGGAACUUCAGGAUCAGCUUGAAGCUGAACAGUAUUUUUCGACACUUUACAAAACUCAGGUAAAGGAGCUUAAAGAAGAAAUUGAGGAGAAGAAUAAAGAAACUCAAAGAAAGAUACAGGAAUUGCAAAAUGAAAAAGAAACUCUUGCUGCACAAUUGGAUCUGGCUGAAACCAAAGCUGAGUCAGAACAGUUGGCCCGAGGUCUGCUGGAAGAACAGUAUUUUGAAUUGACUCAGGAGAGCAAGAAAGCAGCGUCAAGAAAUAGACAAGAAAUUACUGACAAGGAUAACAUUGUAAGCCGGCUGGAAGAAACAAAUAAUACAUUAACCAAUGAUGUUAAGUUUCUAACAAAAGAAAAUGCAGAGCUCAUUGAAAAAAAUAAGAAACAGGAGGAAGAAUUUAAAUUGAAGAAAGAAGAGGAAAUCAACAAUAUUAGAAUGCAUUAUGAGAAGAAUCUUCACACUGAAAGAACUCUUAAAACACAGGCUGUGAACAAAUUGGCUGAGAUAAUGAAUCGGAAAGAUUUUAAAAUAGACAGAAAGAAAGCUAAUAUACAAGAUUUGAGGAAAAAAGAAAAGGAAAACCGAAAGCUACAAUUGGAGCUUAAUCAAGAAAAAGAGAAAUUCAAUCAGAUGGUAGUGAAAUACCAGAAGGAGCUCAAUGAAAUGCAAGCGCAACUAGCAGAAGAGUCAACAUAUAGGAAUGAGCUUCAGAUGCAGCUGGAUAGUAAAGAGAGUGAUAUAGAACAAUUGCGUAGUAAAAUUUUGGACCUUCAGCAAGGAAUGGACUCUACCAGUGUUGCGAGCCUCCAGCCAGACGAAACUGAUGGAAACCUUACAGAGUCAAGAAUUGAGGGUUGGCUUUCGAUACCAAACAAAGGAAAUAUAAAACGACAUGGCUGGAAAAAGCAGUAUGUUGUGGUAAGCAGUAAAAAGAUUUUGUUCUAUAAUGAUGAAAAGGACAAGGACCAGUCCAGUCCAUCCAUGGUACUAGAUAUCGAUAAACUAUUCCAUGUCCGACCUGUAACCCAAGGAGAUGUAUAUAGAGCAGAAACUGAGGAAAUCCCUAAAAUAUUCCAGAUUCUGUAUGCUAAUGAGGGUGAAUGCAGGAAAGAUUUGGAAGCAGAAUCAGCACAGACAAUGGAGAAAACUAAUUUUCUAAAUCACAAAGGUCAUGAAUUUAUUCCAACAUUAUACCACUUUCCAGCCAACUGUGAGGCCUGUGCCAAACCCCUCUGGCAUGUCUUUAAGCCGCCCCCUGCCUUGGAGUGUCGAAAGUGCCAUGUUAAGUGCCAUAAAGAUCACCUAGAUAAAAAGGAGGAAUUAAUUGCUCCAUGCAAAGUGAGUUAUGAUGUAACUACAGCAAGAGAUAUGCUGUUGUUGGCAUCCUGUCAGGAUGAACAGAAGAAAUGGGUCACGCAUUUAGUAAAGAAGAUCCCUAAGACACCCCCAUCCAGUUUCAUUCGUGCUUCCCCUAGAACUCUGUCUGCAAGAUCCUCCGCAAAUCAGUCUUUCCGAAAAGUUGUUAAAAAUGCUUCUGGAAAAACUAGGUCAAAAGAUUGUGGAUCUAUGGGGGAAAGUACCCUUUCAGAAAACUCCAGUUACUGCUAACCACAUGUACAAUACUUUAUGGAAUCUCAUGGGAUGCAGUCUGAGAAACUGGGCUUCUUUAACCACACAGAGCAGUGUAGACAGGCUGUUGUUCCUUUCAACACAACUAUCACAGGCUUCAGGGUUAAGAUUGCUGUUACUCUCUCCUCCUUGCUUUGGCACAAAAAGCACACUGAGGGUGUUUUAUUGCGGGUUUGCCUAAAGGUAGAUUAGAUUAAUUAUUACUAUGUAAUGCAAGUUAAAGCAAAUAACGCUUAGCUAGGUGUAUGAAAAAGGUGCUGCCUUUUUGGAUUUAUAAGAAAAUGCCUGUCAAUCAUGAUGAAAUGCAGUCAACUUUCCUCAUAUCAAUGAGGGAAAAGGACUGUUUUCCCUUUGGAGAGGAUAUUUAUAUCAAAAUCAGUACACAAACCUGAGCAGAGAAGGAAGAUAUCUCAAAAUGAGAAGAACUGAAAUUUCUUUGAAGACUCUGAGUUGUGCUCUUGAACACUGCAGAACUAGCUUAAAAAGGAAGCCGUGUACUCACUUGAACUUCAGUGCCUUCACUGCAGAGCUCUUAACAGCGUUAAUGCUAAUCACCCAUAAUAGAGUGGAUCAAAGUGUUAAAUACUUUUCAUUAUGCUUUACAAAUACUGAUUCAGAAAGUGUGUAAAGGGAUGGGGACAACAAGCAUUUAAUCUAUGCAUUUUUGCCAAGCCAUACUGAAUUAUUUUACUAUUAGAGGCAUUAGAAACUAACUACAAAAGAACCAAGUCUGGAAGCAUAUUUCGGGGGUACAUGAUUUCUGUAAUUGUAUAACAUAUUGCCUUACCGUUUUAAGUGAUAACGUACAUUAAGUUAAGACAUUUAAGAAAUGUAUGCACUGUUUGAAAUAUAAAUUAUUCUUAGAACACUUUUAAUGGGUGUUGCAUUGCCCUUUUAGUGCCUUAUUUUGAGAUAAUUGUAUUAUUGCCAUGUCAAUAAGCGUAGAAAUCUCAAAAACCUGUUCUGCAUCAGUAGUUUUUACUGAACUUUAAUUGGUUUAAAGUAUUGUAGAUGCUAGAUGCAUUUCCUAAAUUGAAUACAAUCUUUGAAUGAAAACUCCUGUUACAAAGACAGAAUUCUUAUUCAUAAGACAAGAGAUUUCCAGAAAAUGCAAAAAGCAUGUAACAGAGAAACAACAACAAACAAUACACCCAUGAAACUUUUAAAACUCCAGAUAUUUCAGGAAUUAAAGUAUAAAUGUUGUUAAACUCUUGCUUUGUAGCAGGGAUACAUUCAUGGUAUGGACAGUAUGGUUUUAUUUUUAUUUUUUUUAACCAAAUACCUCCUCAGUAAUUUAUAAUGGCUUUGCAGUUGUGUAUUAAAUAAGAAGCACUGGAAAACUGAUUCGUCCUCAGGACGAUUUGCAUGUUUCAAGUGGUAUUGAAAGCCGCACUGAUGGAUAUGUAAUAAUAAACAUAUCUGUUAUUAAUAUGGUAAUGACUCUGUGCUCAUUCAAUGAGAAAUAAAAGUAAUUUAUGGAAGGA